AUGACAGUUGCAGGUUUGAGAUAUCGACAAAAGGUGUACGAUGCAGCCCCCACAGUCACGAAGAAUGGUAGUUUCAUCUACGGAGGAUCGCCAGAAGACUACCAUGAGUGGGAGUUCCGAACACAGUUACGGAUUGCAGCCCAAGAACAACGAUCCCGGAAAGUCCGUAAGAAGAAGAAGGAUGAGUCGUUUACAACUUCAAGCAAGCCCGAGACAGGGAAGAAGGAGAGAACCCCGAAGGGAGCAUCGUCAGAGAGAGGGUCGGAGCAUGGACCUAGAUCGGAAGGGUCGUUUGAUGGAAUGGAAGGUUUCAUCCACGAAGACGCUGAUGAGCGUGGCCGCGAUCAAGAUGGCGAUUCAGAAGAAGUUGAUGACGGCAGGAUGGAAACAGUUCUUAAAGUGCUUGAGGGUUUGAGAGGUGAUGCUUUCCAGAAGGCGAAGGAUUUGGGCAUUGCCAAGUUGGGUGAAAAGAAUGGACUUCAAGUUCUGAUUGAUGAGAUAAAGAGGAUGGUUUUCCCGCUUGGUACACAGGAAGCUCAGGCUUUGUUCCGCAGUGGUCAGGACAAGUUCGGACCCUUGGCUAGGCAGCAAAUCGAGUCUGUUGUCAGCUACGUAGGCAGGCGCCGUCGUUGGUGGCUGCUCAUGCAACAGCUAGAUCCUCGGAUUAGUCUUUCGGACAGUUUGAGGGCCGAAUUGCUACUGGAACUUAGCGGUCUGACUAGAGAUCAGCAGUUGAUGAUCAAGGCAUGUGCCGGUGGGAUAGAUACCUUUGAAGGUUAUGCGAAGAUCAUGAUUGAGCAUCACGGACUGAUUCACCUACGCAGUCAACGUAUCCUUGGGUCACAGGCUUUCAUUGCGACUCUGUCAGAUUCCAGUGAUGAUGAUGAGGAUUGCCUGGUGAUUUCCGAUGGAGGACAAGGGACGUCUCAUGCCAUGAUGGCCUACAAGGCAGGCGCAACGCCGAAGUCAAGCGCCGCACCUAGACUGUCACCUUCCCAGGUACGUGAUCUGGGUAGCCAGGUUGUUCCACCUGGAGGAAAUCAGAGAUUCAAGUUCGGGCAACAUACAGGGUUGUCGUUUGAGGAAGUGACAUGGAAGUACCCGGGAUAUGCGGUAUGGGGAUUCAAGGAGAAGAAGCCUUCGUUGUAUCUUGCAGCAUAUCUGGAUUGGGUGCGCAACUACUACGAGAUCGAUGAAGAUACAGUAGAGGUCACUAGGCGAGAGAUUCCUCUCGACCGCAUGGGACCAUCUCAAGCCUCUGGACCGUCCGGCCAGGGAGCGCAAGUAUCUGCGCCAGCAUCAUCCAGUCACUAUACGGCGAAGAAGAAGCCCCCGAAUCCUCCACUCCCGGUGAAGUGCAGGGUGUGUAAGGAUGUCAGCACACAUGGAACCAAUGCGUACGUAACGGUGAGGACUUGCAGGGAUUGUGGGCAUGUUGAGAAGAUAAAGAAGACCCAGCCAGAGAAGAAGGACAUCACACAGUGCAGUCAUGAGAAUACGAGCAGAUUGGGCAGUUCUAGAUCGACGAUGAGAGUCUUUUGCAAGGAUUGCGGAAAUUUCAUCGAUGAGAUGCCACGAGAAGAAGCAAAGCGCAGAGAGACGACAGGUAAGAGCAUCGCAUCAGCUACGUCGCAGUCGUUUGAUCUGGUAUCUAACAUCUACCAAGACAUCACAAAUGAGACCCAGCUGAGUACCGCUCAAGUCCUGAGAGUUCUUGAUGAUCUUCGAACCCAGGUAGAGAAUGAGUUGGUAGCGCAAGAUUGCGCAGGGGAAGUACCGUCUAUCAAAGUGGGUACGCUACAUGCAAUCGUGCAAGACAGUGUUCUAGCAGCAGUGGUAGAAGAGGAGAGACCACAACCCCCGACAACGACGCAGAUCCCCGACAUGCCGUCACGCGCACGCGCUUUCCCAGGUCAUUCGAUGUCAGCAGCUGCGGGAAGCGAGAGACGAAGGACCACGAUGUCUGACAUGGAUGAAGAUAGCUUGAGUGGGUACAUGGCGGUUCUUCAGGAUGACGAGGUUACUUUGACCCUACCCGAGGUAGAUCUGAUGUCCAGCCCUGACACUUACGCAGUACUUGACGAAGGUGCAAAUAGCUCCGUUGCGGGUGGAGUAUGGAUGCGUAACACAGAGCAGAAGCUACACCGCCUGGGGUUUGAGGCUCCAUGGAUGAGUUCGGAGGCCAAGACCUUUAACGGGUUAGAUUCCACCACUUCUACCCUGGGUACGAGACGCGUUCCCUUUUCCAUAUUGUUAUUCGACCUUGACCGUUCCGGCAAGGGCAAGACAUAUGAAGGGGAUGAACCCGAGCUUAGUGGAAGGAAUUUGGUGUCGGGACUUCUGGAUGUUCACGUUCUUCCGGAGUCGAACAACGCCCCUUUGCUGCUCUCCCAAUUUGCUCAAUGUCGGCUUGGACUGGUCAAGAACAUGAGGGACUUUACAUGCACGAUACUCAGAGACAACAUAGAGAUGCAUGGUGGAGAGCUUGGUUUCACCGAUGGCCCUGUGAACCCUGAUCCUGCGAGUCUUGUGAGCUCAGACAAGCCCUCGAGCUCUGGCGAUCUUUUGGAUGUGAGUUCCGAUCGUUUGCAUACCGCUGCGACAUCCACUACUUUUCCCGGCGAAGCUGAGACAUCUGGUGGUUCCUUGAGUUCCGAUUUUUUGCCCGACGCCGCGAGUCUUGAUACAUCUGCGAAUAUGGCUGCGAGCAGGCCGGCUGGUAAUCGCACGACUGUUUUUAUUGGCUCCGUGGGCGUUAGAAUCAACUCUUGGGCAUCGCAGUGGAAGGCGUAUGCAGAUGGCCAUAAGCAGUACGACUCUGAGGCUAAACGGGCCGCGCUCGAGCUGGUGAGAUCAGUUUUCGGGCCCCAGGUGCCCAGCAACGCUUCAUGUUUCGUCUGCGACCUCGCUGCAGUAUCCGACCCGGCACCCAUCACGAACCAUAUAGGGAAGAACCCCGCUAUUUUGGAUCGGGUGGCGCAUGCCCCGGCUUUGGUCAAUGCUCUCGCUGGCCUACGCACCUGGGUAGCUAAGAGCACCCGGCCUUCCUCGAUGUACAUCUUAUUUAUUUGCACUGCUGCGAGACACCGAUCUGUGGCCGCUUGUGAGCUGACCACAGCUAUCCUCGAUGCUGAGUGCAAUUUUGAGAUCGUACACCCUGGUCGCGAUGACUGUUGGGCAUCUAUGCGCUCCUGUUUCGGCCGUUGCUCGAGCUGUAGCUGGGAGUCGACCAAUCAUCCUGCAGCUGUCGCUAAGGUCAUGAAGGACAUGCGACGCAGCAUCGCCUACACCCACGUUAGCUGGGAUGAGCCGACGCUGCGGGGCUCUGGAUGGUACGGGCCGUGGAGACGAGCGGUGCCAUCUCAGGAGGUCGUCGACCUGGAGCAGGAGACGCCCAGGCCUUCGCAGAGGCACCCUGGAGCAUACAGCGGCACGGACCGCGUGCGAGAAGUGCCCACGAGCUCGGGAGCCUCGGAUCGUGACCUUUCCUCGCAAGAAGCUGCCCUGCAGGCCGAGAACGCGAGGCUGCGCAUGGAGCUGCUGGCUGCGGAGAACGAUCGCCUGAGGAGCGAGCUGCAGUCUUUGCAGGGAGGCCGAGAUCCAAUCCCUCGGAGAAGGGAGCCAACUGAGCUUCGCAGCGAUGCUGAUGUGAGGGGCCGAGCUGCAGCUAGGACUGAGGCUCGCACUCGCGAGACAUUGCAGAGGUCGCGAACGCCACGCAUUUUGCCUGCGGAACCUAGUGUGCCGCCACCGCUUUGGAAGAGGAUCCCGCGAACCAGCGGCGCUAUUGCGGAUGAUUGGAGGCAUGACAUCACCCGCGAGGUUGGUCCGUGGCUGGAUCGUGGCAUUUUGGCGGAGUUGUUGGAUACAUUGGGCUCGCGUAUUAGCAGCAAGUUUCUCCGUUGCAAGCAGGAGCUUUGGUGCGGUCCUUCAGAUGAGUUGCAGACGGCCGAGAACUUCCGGCAGAACAUCCGUGUUGUUUUGUAUGAUGUCCGUAAGGGCAUGGAUAUGAAGCAGUUGCCACGUUUUGUUGCGGUUUCUCGGGAGAUGCAUCCUCUGAGUUGGAGUGAGGUGGCCUUCACGAAGCGUGGUCGGACGUGGACAUCUCGGGAAGGAGACGCGGGGUCUACCGAGAUCGAUUCUGGAGCCGACUUCGUCCUGGUCGUGCAGCACCCUACGUAUCACAGCAGCCUUGCAUAUGAAAAAGAGAAGCAGGCCUACACAGCAAUCAUGAACCCUACCCAGCGCAACAGUUACCAUCCCGCGACUACCCUGAUACUCAUCCAUGACAACCAAGAGUUCCCCUUGUGUCCCGGAAUUUCCCAAAUGUCGCCGAAGGAUUACAAGAUCACCCGACUCGUCCACGAGAUCAACGAGCACAGGCCAGGUCUGAUCGUGUACAAGGCUUUGGAACCGGAUUCUAAGAUCAUCAUGGAUUUGCUUUGUGAGUCUGACGCCUCAGGAGUGACUGUUUGCAUCCUGUCUCCCAUGUCCAUGAUGCCUUACUGUGGAGUGUACACCCAUGAGUGUGAGGGAGAUGCGGAUAUGGUGUGCGUUGGACCGUUGGCCCGCACUAUUGGGAAGGACAUCUGCGUGUGGUUUGAGGGUGAUGGUUACACACCCAAAGCAUAUCAGGACACAAAUCAGCAUAAGUUCGUAGAUCUCUUGAAGACCAUCGCUGAUGAAGCGUACCUCGAGAUGAUGUCGAGCGCGAUGGUUGCAGCCACAGGUGGCGAUUUGGACGAUGUGCCUGAUUACGAGCCUGACACACCCGAAGGGUCGGAUGUUGAAAUCGCUGGAGGUGUUGGAGAUCUAGAAGGGGUAUCUUCAGGAGGCGUUGAAGAAGCACAGAUGAGAGAAGAACAGGAGAGAUUGGUUGAGCAAGCCAUGAAGCCGCCAACGACACCCGAGGAACGUGAGAGAGCAUGGCUAGAAUCCCUUCCCCUUCCAGGAGUGCCUAAAAACGAGCAAGAGAGGAGAGCACUGUGGCGCAAGCUGCCGCAGAAGGUCCGAGUGGCAAUCCGUCGAUUGCACAGGCAGUUCAACCACCCUGCUCCUAGGACCCUCGAAGCGAUCUUGAAGGCAGGAGGUGCUUCCAAGGAAUUCGUGCAGGCUGCCAAGCUUGUACGAUGCGACACAUGCAUCAAAACAUCCGGGAAGCCGAGAGGACAUCCGGUGGGGUCUGGAACGAAGGAGUACCAGGUUGGAGAUGCACUUGGAGUUGACAUCCUUGAGGUGGUUGAUUCUGACAAACAGCGGUUUCAGUGCAUGAAUAUGGUCGACAUAGCCUCUGGUUUCCAACAACUUGAGGUUCUGCGCCCAGUGUCGAAAGAGCAUCAGGGGCCGCCGAGUGCAGAGAUGUGUUUGGAGGCAAUACAACGCUGGGUAACCUGGUUGGGACCCCCGAAGGUCUUAAUGGCCGAUAGGGGCACCCACAACCGGGGGUUGCUCUCCAAGUGGGCCGCAGAGAAAGGAAUCGACCUGAAAUAUGCUCCUACUGAGGCUCCAUGGCAACUAGGAAAAGUCGAAAGACAUGGUGGCCUAGCCAAGGCCAUAGUUCGCAAAGUGAUCCAUGAAACGCCGGUGCGUGGAAUCACGGAAGUCAGGCGGGCUGCGCAAGAGGUAGUGGCCAUCAAGAAUGCUAUGGUCAACUCUGGGGGCUAUAGUCCUCAACAGUGGAUCACAGGCCGCAAUCCGACCGAACCUGGUGCCCUCACCCAUGAGGUCUCCGAACAGCAGCAAAACUCGCCCGAAGCAGGAAGCACACAGGACCCGAAGAAGCGGAAGAUCGUGGUGAAGCAGGCCGAGAUAGCAAUAGAUAAGACGGGCGAAGACAAUGAAGCAUUUGCCGUGGAGGAGAUUGCCAUGGCAACAAAGAUGAAGCAACGGAAAGGGGAACGAGAAGCGACAAAAUCCGGGAGAAGCUACAGCCUGGGUGCCUAUGCGCAUGGACCGUUCGCAGGUUUGACGAAUGCCACCAUGGAACAGGUAUGGUUUGUGAGGUAUGUGAACGAGUACCUGAAGGCAAAGGGUGCAACCGAAGGGUGGUCAAGUUUCGUGGUGAAUUUCAACACAGAAGCAAGUUUGCACAAGGACUCCAACAACCUGCCCGGCUCCAUGAACCAGCUCACAAGCCUAGGUCCUUUCACAGGAGGAGAGUUGUGGGUCAGGGACUCGAGUGCUCGUGGAAAGCAUGCAGAGUAUGAGGGCCGCGCGGGUAGACUGUUGGAAAGCAGGCGUAAGAUAGUUGCCUUUGGCCCUGAUCAACCUCAUGCGACAAUGCCGUUCGAGGGAGAACGCUGGUCCAUAUCCACUUACGCCAGCAGAGGUUACGCCAGCCUGGACAAGGAACAGAGGAAAGCCUUGAAGUCGCUCGGUUUCCACACUGAGCCGCUAGAGGCCCUGAUGAAGGACACCGGAUACUUGAGCUACAGAAACGGGGUUGAGAUUGAUGAGGAUUCGGAUGUUGCAGAGGAAAUGAGUCCUAGCAGUUGGGAACAGGCCAUAAAUGAGGCGACAUCGCGUGAUGGAUCGGAAGACUACUGGCAGGUAAUGAAAGGCCACUUCAUCCGUGUACACAAGAAGCCCCGCGUAAUGCUCUACACCCCCGAUGAAAGUGAUUUCCCAGGUAGCAUUGAUGAGAUCAGCUAUUCCAGAAGUACUUACAAGACGUUUGCAGAUGGAACCAAACAGACAGUAGAAGACGAAUGGGGAAUGAUCCGAGAAGCAGACUCGAAAGACAGUCGUGAGUGGACAGGAUUUACAUGCUUCAAACAAAAGCUCUUCGGUUCGACCGACCUGUCAUCGCUGCCGGAUGCACCAGUCUCGGAUGCAGGUUACAUCGCCUUCAUGACGGAGAGGUUAGCCAAGACCGCGAUCGCAGAAGAAGCAGCUCAGGGUAAGAAGCCCAAGAAACUCGACAUCAGAGAUGUGGACGAGAGAACGCGUGAUGGAAUCUUGGGUGCGCGCGGCGACGAGUGGAAGAAGUACCAGACAUGGAAUGCCGCAGUUCCUAUCCAAGGUGAGUUGCUGGGCAAACUUUUGCAAGAGGGUCACAAGCCCGUGCCAUCCCAAUGGGUGGAUGUUGACAAACACGAACAUCUAAAAGGCACUGAGGCUUACACCCCCAAAUUCCGCAGCAGACUAGUUUCGUGCGGAAACUUUGAGGACGUAGACGAAAGCCAACUGCGAUGCGACUCUCCGACGGCGGAAGCCGAAACACACUGCAUGAUCGCGAGUUAUGCAGCUUGCCAUCGCCUACGGUUGUACUGUGGAGACGUGUCCUCGGCGUACUUUCAAUCGGAACCUCUCGAACGUGUGAUUCUCAUGAAGCAGCCUAGAGGAGGCCUACCAGGCGUGGACCCUGAAGCAAUGUUGCUAUGCCGUCUUCCAGUGUAUGGAACCAUGGAUGCAGGUCGUGGAUUCUUCGUGCGACUCAGCAAGGUUGCCCGACAAGAGGGGCUGAAGAUGUCCAAGAUCGGCCCUGGACUCUACUACGUUCCUGGAACCGACGGAACACCGGCGGUCAUGUUGGGGACGCAUGUCGAUGAUCUGCUGUGGGCCCAUACAGACGAAGGCAAAAAGCUAAUGGACAGGGUAUUAUCCCACUUUGAGCUAGGAAAGAUAGAGGAAGGUGACUUCCGAUAUUGCGGUCGACGCUUCAGACAGGACAAUGAGUACAAUGUAUCCAUCGACACGGAGGAUAACACACGACUGAUCCGGCAUAUCUCUGUGGAGCAGCACAGGAAGGGCUCAGAGAAGAUAACAGAUCAGGAAACCACCUCCCUUAGGAGCGUAGUCGGAUUUUUAGCCUGGGUAGCGAGGUACUCCAGACCAGACCUCUGCUACAGGGUCAAUUGUCUCCAGCGUUGUAUUUCGAAGGCCACAGUAGCAGACCUAAGAGAUGCAAACAAGGUUGUAGAUCUUGCAAGAGCAGACAUGUCGAUGUCCAUGAACUACCCUGCCGGAUUGUUCACAUGGAAGGAAGCAUGCGUGGUGAGUUUCAGUGAUGCUUCGUUUGCUGGAGAGCCAGGUUUCAGAAGCCAGCAGGGACGCAUCCACUACAUCACGGCAGAGAGCAUGGUAGACACGAAUACCCAUGUGGCGCACAUCAUUGGUUAUGCUUCCACCACCAUCCGUCGCGCGGAGACCUACGGGAUGCAAGGAGCAGUCGAGGCAGGGGAUCGCAUCCGCGCUAUUCUCUGUGAGCUCAGAGGUCAGUUGCCAGUGUUGAAGAACUGGCUGGAAGAGUCGCAGAAGCACAUGCGACAUGAGUGGGUGAGUGACUGUCGCAGUCUUACUGAUCAUCUGGGUACAUGCCAUGGAAACAAAGUAACGGACAAAAGAUUAGCCAUCGAGUUGGAAUCAAUGAGGCAACAGCUGUGGUGUGAGGACGUCAAGACCCACGAGCUGUACAAGCCCCACAGUGACAAACUGAGGUGGACAGACACUGCCACCCAGGUUGCCGACGCACUCACGAAGAGUAUGCGUCCACAUCAGCUCUUCCGUAUGAUGCAGGAAGGGAAAGUCAUCCUGAGUGAUCCAACGAAAAAGCUCAAGAAAGGAGAAGUCCCAAGCGGAGAUUGA
Molecule: messenger RNA, 8586 nt
Organism: Symbiodinium natans
Lineage: Eukaryota; Dinophyceae; Suessiales; Symbiodiniaceae
Source: the annotation of a GenBank genome assembly